Messenger RNA from Penicillium mononematosum, 954 nucleotides. RefSeq names its product NmrA/HSCARG family protein. NCBI's taxonomy places the organism in Eukaryota, Fungi, Ascomycota, Eurotiomycetes, Eurotiales, Aspergillaceae. Bases 1 to 954 code for a protein of 317 amino acids. The record is from RefSeq and is a predicted model, not a curated record. The transcript has 4 exons.
AUGGCAGGCAAGAAAAUCAUCGCUGUUAUCGGAGCCACUGGCGCUCAAGGAGGUGCCGUUGUUGAUGUCUUUCUCAACGACCCGAUCCUGAACCAGGAGUGGACGGUUCGCGCAGUUACUCGAGAUCCAUCCAAAGACAAGGCAAAGAAGCUAAAGGAACUGGGCGCGGACAUCGUUGCUGCCGACUUGAAUGACAAGGCCUCACUUGUGAAGGCCUUCACUGGAGCUACUGCAGCAUUUGGCGUCACCAACUACUGGGAGACUAUGAGCAUUGAAGCCGAAAUCCAGCAGGGACGAAACCUUGUUGACGCUGCGAAGGAAUCUGCUGUCUCUCAUUUCAUCUGGAGCUCUCUGCUCAAUGUCAAGAAGCUGACGCAUGGAAAACUUGCCCACGUCUAUCAAUUCGACGGCAAGGCUGAGAUUGAGGAAUAUGCUAAACAAGUCGGUAUUCCGGCCACCUUCUUCCUGCCUGGGAUGUAUAUGCAAUCUCUUAGUGGGGCUUUUAGACAGAACCCACCUGAGAAUGCCUGGACGUUCGCCCUACCGAUGCCUGAAACCGCACCUAUUCCCUUGUUCGACGUUCGCAACACCGGAAUCUGGGUCAAGGCAAUUGUACGAAAACGAGACCAGCUGCUGGGGAAGCGUGUACUGGGUGCUACGAAGUAUACGACUCCCAAGGAAGUAGUCGACGGGUUCAAGCAGGCCUUCCCAGAGGCUGGUAAGGCAGCCGGCUUCUUCAGCCUGCCACAUGAAAUGUUCCUGCAGGGGGUUAAAGACUCAAUGGGAUUACCGGAUUGGGCAGCGGAAGGUAUCUUGGAGAUGAUGCGCCUUGUUUAUGAAGACGGAUACUUUGGUUCUGAACCGUUGGAAGAGAGCCUUGCGCUUCUAGAGGACAACCCGACCAUGUGGGUGGAUUUCUUAAAGAAGAACGAGACUUUCAAGGACCUCAAAUAA